GAUAUAUCAAUAUUUUGUGCCGUGGCAGUGCCUCUGCACAGACUUCCGUGAACUACCGUGCAACCAUCUGUGAGCCAUUCAUUCAUUGAUUGCAUGACCACAGCGGCCUCGUCGUCGCCGUCAAAGCCCAUCGCCUGACACAUAGCAAUGUUUGGCUGACCACAACAACUACAACAACGACGUGCUGCCUGCAGAUCCUGUAUUGGUCCCGACAAGGCUGACGGCGACGUUUGGUUCUCUGUAGCACCACGCGCAUAAGCACCAGAGAGGGAGAGAGAGAAAGAGAGAUACCUUGAAGAGAGUGAGGAAGCGAUUUGGAAAAGAGAGAGGGAGCGAGAGAGUGUGUGAUAGCAAGAGAGACAGAGAGAGGGAGAGCGAAAGAGAGAUAGGCAGCUGUAGGGGGCCAAAGUGAGGAUAGAAAGAACAUGGCGCCUGAUAUUGCGACCCUACCGUCAUCACCACGCAAAGUGCCUCCUUCGCAAACUACAACGACCAGUACACCCUCCUCACGACGGACAAGUCAACUCAUGGGACCACCACAACAACCCGCGUCGGCCACAGCAGCACAAAGUGCUCGGAGUCCCGUCAUGUCCAGCAACGAGAACUUGCCCAUGCGCCAUCCACGCCCGUUGACAGCCGCCGAGCUUUAUCUGCAGUGCGAGAAGGAGCAAGAAGCGGUGGUCAAUCGCUUGACCCGCGAGCUCACUGCCCUCCGAGCACAGUCUGCUUCCGUCGCCAGCAAUGCCUCGUCUGCCUCUGCCGUCUCUGCCUCGCUGCUGCCCAUCGAUAUUGGCGACCCAAACCCCAACCACCAGAUGACUGGUGCUACCCAUCCUACUCCUUCUCGUCGCCACCGCUCCUCCUCGUCGGUCAGCACGCGCAGCAUACCGACGCCCUCGACUGCCGGUAGCAACUGGACCAACGCCUCCACCCAGGCACAAGCGGGCGGCACAGCUCCUCUGGGCAGCGUAUCGCAAGCGCAUGCCGACCGAGCGGCUGCUGCCACUGGUGAUCGCGCUACGCUGAGCAGGAACCCGUCGAUGAGCGCUUCAGGCACAUCGACCCCAGCAAGACAGUCACUUGACGUGUCCCGCACCCCAGGCACACACUACACUCUUCCGCACCGGCCUGCGAUAUCCAGAGAUCCUUCGCAAACGUCCCACAUCUCCAUGCAAGCCCAUAGUGGCACUCCCGCCCCCGCCGGAUCAUCUCCUGGAAGUGCCAAUGCAGCAAUGCAGACCCACGCAGAGCCUCCAGCAUAUCGUACCGAAAUGGAGAUUGUCAAAGCGGAGAAUGAAGCUCUGCGUCAACGUGUCCGCGCACUCGAGCGUGCACUCGGCUCCCGCCGACGUGACUCCUCGCAGUCCGAUGCGACCCGUCCAGAUGCUCCCACGGCCAGUGCUCGCGACAAUCUGGCUCGCUAUGAGGCGCCAGCCGAGCGACCCUCUCGAGAUUUCAACCGCAUUCCGUCCUUCACCUCGCCUCCUGCUUCAACUGGUCUCGGGGUCUGGGAUGGCGGUGUGGGUGGAGUAGCGGGCCCAAGAGAGAGAAGCGAGUCCCAGAGCACCACAGCUUCUAGCAGAAGAGCCAUUGGUGUGACUGAUGAUGAGGUCAGAGUGGGCGAGAGCGCAAGCUCGGUCAACAGGAAUGCUUAGAGAGCGCCGAUCCCGAUGUGGAAGCAUAUCAUGUGGUGAGCACGAUGGAGUGCACACUCAUCGCUUCUGAGUGGCAUGCGAAGGAUCACGCUGCUAGUAUUUCGUCACUAGCGAGUGUGAAUGGACAAAUUGUGUGAUUUUCAGCGAGGAGUCAUGGCGACGACAGAUUGGAAUAUGCCUCCACGAGGCUUUGAGUGUAUCUAGAUAUAAAACCCCAC
Molecule: messenger RNA, 1873 nt
Organism: Sphaerulina musiva SO2202
Lineage: Eukaryota; Fungi; Ascomycota; Dothideomycetes; Mycosphaerellales; Mycosphaerellaceae
Exons: 2
Coding region: 426-1655 (409 amino acids)
Source: RefSeq, a predicted model, not a curated record